AUGCGAUUCAACACCUUUGCCGCGACUCUCCUCGGCCUCUCGAGCGUCACCGUCAUAUGCGCCCUCAGCUUCCCUAGAUCUCCGCAAGGAGACACAGUCCCACCUAAGCUUUCGACUCGCUUUGACACCAAGCUCGCAGACCGCCAUACUGAAGGACUUGAUUUCGCGGCGCAGGGCCUGCAGAAAAAGGACGACAAGAUAAAAGGGUCGAAAGCACUAGAGGAAGGCCAGGUGUUAAACACAAAGCAUAGCGUUGAGGUCAAAGCGGAUAAAGUUGAGACUUCCGGCGAUGAUAUGAAGAUCGAAAAAGAUGCCCAGGUCCCCAAGUUGCUGGAAAGCUUUGCCGCAAAGCUCGGCAUCGUCGACGGCAGAGGAGUCAACACCAUGGCGGCGAUAGGCGGUUUUGGGGUGCUUAUUACGGACGCGGAGGCUUGGAAUACCAUCCUGCAGGCCAUGUACCUGAGGGUGCUAGAUGAGAAGAAGGAUGUCGAAGUCACAUUCGAGGUAGAUGACUCCUAUCAGAUGCAUUUCCAAAUGCAGACCAAGUUCGAUGAAAACAGGUGGCUCUAG
Messenger RNA from Anthostomella pinea, 570 nucleotides. NCBI's taxonomy places the organism in Eukaryota, Fungi, Ascomycota, Sordariomycetes, Xylariales, Xylariaceae. The record is from the annotation of a GenBank genome assembly.